Amoebophrya sp. A120 is the source of this 2164-nucleotide messenger RNA. Lineage: Eukaryota; Dinophyceae; Syndiniales; Amoebophryaceae. The record is from the annotation of a GenBank genome assembly.
GGGUGAUCUAGAACGCGAGGGGUGGCGAGUUACUGAGAUUGAAAUAAACGAGGGCACGACGUAGGUCUAGACAAACCGCAUUUAGUGACGAGAUAUGCACGUAUCAUUCGUUUUCUUGUUUUUGCACUUGAUGACUUAAAUUUAGGGCUACUUACUUAUUGUUAUUUCCAUUGCAUUUGACAUUGAGACACACCCCCAACAUAAAUCUAAAUCAUGCGUGGCCACGACAAGAAAGCGAUAAAAUCCAGCCGGUCCGCCCGGCGCGGCUUGACCCGACACGCGAAUCGGAACAACUUCGCGCUUCUUGGCGUCGUCACAUCGUUUUCUUCCGCGGUGUACGACUACGCCAUGACGAUCAUCACGCUGGCGGAGGCGCGUGAACAAGUGCAGAUGUUGGUACUCCCUAUACGCAGUUACGUAUGCUCUUACUUAUUGUAGGCAGCCAAUUAUAUUUAUUAAAAUUUUUGUGCAUCAACAGCAUGCCAUCAUCAGAGAACCUGUCGAUGUGUGGCACUCACACGUGCUUGCUAAAGUUUUCCUUCACGGACGAGUUUGUUCCACCACGUCGAUGGUCUACGAUAUGCUUUCUUUCAUUUCCAUUGAGGUCGAAAACCAAGCUGCAGCCGCGACGAAUAUUACGACGGUACCCCCCCCCCCCGGCGAUGGACACCGUGCUCUUCAGAAUGAACGUACUAUGGGAGAACCACGUGGCAGCGAACCAUUUAAAGGUAUAGCGAUGCUUUGUUUUGCAGGCAGCUGCGUUUUUGGUGCUGCUAUGCAACUUGUUCUGGCAGGCAUGACUUGUUAUGAUCCUUGAUAAAGAAGAAGUUGUCGCAUAAGUACAAGAAUAAAACACUCACAACUCCUCAGGCCCAACGCGUGCUGUUGCUGAAGCAACUGUCCUUCGCCGGCCUGUCCCCGUACGCGGUCAACCAGGGGAUGAAAUCGUACCAGGAAACGGGGUAUGCAUUGCAAAUAUGUCUGGGUCUGGAAGAUUGCCAAAUUUGUUAUGCGUGUCUGACAUGAGAUUGAGAUCAUGACUCGGACCUCUGUCAUGCGUAGGUGCAAAAAGAUCGUUUUGUCUGUCAUGCAAAAGCGCAGUCUGCCAUGCAGAAUACGCGACACAUAGCACCUCAAAAACUUGUCAUGCUUGGCCACGUAUGACAGCGCGCCCUGUAUUCCCUGGUUUGCAUCACAAGUCUCCAGACCCAGACAUAUUUGCAGUUGAUACGGGUAGUUGGGCUGCUUUUCAAAAAAUGUACGAGUCGGGGAUGCUGGCCGCGUUUGAGAAGUGCGACUGUAACGGCAGCGGGGUGUUGGAACGAGCGGAGGGAGGAAAUACCUGUCCGGCGGAGGCGGAUUUGAAUCAGGACGGGAGGUUUAGUGUUAUCGAGCUCCACGAUUACUUGAUCCCGUCCGUGGACGAAAAACAGGUCGGUGAUUAUGACGAGGAGGGUGUUACUAGCAGUACUACAACCGGGAGUCCGUCGCCCUCCACUACACCUGCUUCUGCGUUGCAAACGCGCGAAAGCAUGGCGAUCAGGAUUUUCGACAGGUUGCGGUCGUGUCUCUGUCCUUCUCGAACAGGCAUUGACGCGAAUGAGAUCGUGGAGCAGCCGGUGCACGAACAAGGAUACGAUGUUGAGCAGCAAGUGCAAGAAGCAUCUGGCAGGUACACCCCGGAAUCCCAGAGCCGCAUGAGGGGAACCCCCAUGAUGAGGCGGCUAAACCAGAACGGCCCGGACUCCAUCGUUCUCAAUUAUCCACCUUCUGAAAACCCAGAGGAGGACCCAGUGUGGGGCGUCAUCCGGGAGAGGAGGAGGGUCCAGCCGCAGCUAAGAUCUGCGAGACAAGCGCUACAAGAGAUGGAUGCAAGGCGGGCGAGAGAGACAGAAGUUGCAAGGCGGGCGAAUAAAGACGAAAAAGAAGCUGAAUGAGAAUGGUAAAGAGGUCAUCUUGGCCAAGGAUGGGUCUUUCGGUUUGGUGGACUUUAAAAGAAAAAGAGGCGAAAGCGUUCACCUUCCUUGCCUGAAAACAAAAUCCAAACGCAACAUGUAAAGAGGUACUGUACAAAAACCAAGAAGAAGAGCAAUGAGAAUGAUGUCAAUGUUAGAAGAAAAGCAAGAAUGCUAGAGGUUGAAAGGAUCCGAUUUCUGACGCAUGC